Molecule: messenger RNA, 2488 nt
Organism: Physcomitrium patens
Lineage: Eukaryota; Viridiplantae; Streptophyta; Bryopsida; Funariales; Funariaceae
Product: galactan beta-1,4-galactosyltransferase GALS1
Cellular component (GO): cytoplasm
Molecular function (GO): glycosyltransferase activity
Source: RefSeq, a predicted model, not a curated record
CCAAAUUGAUGAUUCUGAAAUAACUUUCAGAGUAACAACCUCAGGGUUUAUCUCUUGGAAAACUCUCUCUUUAAUUUUGUGCAUGAGUACAUUGCAAGUUUGUUUUCACCUCCCUGACAUCCUGAACCUUCUUGGCGUUUGGAUCUCAAUAGCAGGUCUGGUGAGUCGAAAUCAUGUCCAGAUUGUGGGGCUGACUUGAGGAGAAACACGGCGUUCUCCCUCUGUAUUCGGCGAUGAAUUGGAUGUCCCUGAUUGCAUCGUUUGCAUCGGCAAGUAUGCUGAUACGGGGUUACUGCAACUGGUUGUAACAACUCGAAGUCGACUUCACGAAUCUAUGAUUCAUUUGUGAAUGCCGAGCACUCUGGAGACUUACUGAUUGAUAGCAAUCAUUAACAGGUGUACCGCUUGUCUCGGCCAAGCUUUGAUAUUUCCUUGCUGGUUUGCGAGGUUGACAAUCGCAGGCUUUCUGGAGUACCGCUCUUGCAAAGGAUUCCCAUCUAUUUCGGAUAAGUUGCAUGCAGCAUCUGCAAAGAAAUCGGAGUGAUGGCGAAGCGUAUAGGAGGUUCUGAUAGAGAGAAAGUAUUUGAGAAAGUAUUUGGGAUUCGUUUACUGGUGUCCGUCUGUUUACUGCUGAGCUUCGCAGUGAUUCUACUCCGAUUCAAAUCCCCGCAGGACAAUUAUCUAGGAUUUGGAUCGAUACAAGGUUCCCAAGCGAAGUAUAGUGAACCCAAGGUAGUCAAGGAAUGGCAGCUUCCGUCUAUAGUGGCAGACAGGGCUGCUGAGAAACUGAAUGAUUCGAGCUAUGGCUUACCUCGACGGUUUUUGCCAAUGGGCACUGCCACAUUCCUCUUUGUACACUUUUCAACAUACCGCGUGGCACCGAAGUCUUUCGCUACGAUUGGCCUUGGGCCCAAAGCAUUAUUCCUGUACUCUAAUCCCGCCUUCUUCUGCUCAUGGCAUCCUGCGAAGGAAGCCGCGCCAGUGAUCAAAACUAAUGGGACAUUUCUCCAGCCGGUUCCAACCCAUGUGAGUUACGGCAAGCAGUACACUGGCACUGCAGUUUAUUGUAACUUCGACACCCCCAUAGGAAACGAUGGAUCUGGAGGCCGUCUCGAGAUUCAGGUUACUCACGGGACGCAAGAUGCCUCGGGCCUCGAAGAUGUGAACUUCGUAGCGAAGGAGGAAGGAGCGGGCGAGUUCAACGCCUCUCUUUACCAGGAGCCUUAUCAGUACGACCAUGUCUACUGUGGGGCUCCGAUUUACGGUUCGAUCAACGCGCAGAGGAUCCGUGAAUGGAUUGCGUAUCAUGUCUGGUUUUUCGGUGAACGAACUCACUUUUACCUCUACGAUGCCGGAGGAUUCGAUGAACAAGUUCGCGCUGUGCUGCAGCCUUGGGUGAAACUAGGGGUUGUGAUAAUAAUGAAUAUCCGACAGGAAGCAAGAUUCAACUCCCACUAUCACAACCAGUUCGUCAUUCUAAAUGACUGCCUGUUUAGAGCGAAGUCAAUGGCAAAGUGGACCUGGUUCUUCGACGUCGAUGAGUACAUACACAGACCAGCAGGAUCCAACUUGAACGAGGUCAUUAAGAGGAUCGAGACAGAAAAUUUCUGGGGGAAGCGUCUGCAACGCGUGUCAAUUAAGCAGAUGUCCAUGGAUUACUCUCAUUGUCUUCGUGGUUCACAACCAAACAGCAAUGAAUGGGGAAUUAGCAAGAUGGUGUAUAGAAAAACUGAUGUUGGGGAAUACCCCGAUCGCAAAAACUUCGUUCUAUCAGACUCCUGUUUGGCGACGGGGCCGCACGAGCCUAUGGCCAUGAGCAUGCCGCCAGGAGCCAAUCAAACUCAUCACGUGACAAAAUGGGAAGGAGAGCUUCUGCAAUACUAUCAUUUCCAUGGUGCUAUUGGCAAGGCAGAAGGUGAGAUCUGUGUGGAUUUGCUAGACCCUGAUGUUAACGUCACAAGCUUCAACAACGUUACUCACCAGUUCGAUGACGCUCUUAAGAGCCUUGUGGAUGAUGUCAUGGCAUUCGAACACCGAAUGAUCAAUCAGGCAACCCAUACUUCGUAAAAUUGCAUUAUUUGUAGGUUAUAGCCCAUAGAGAAAGUGCACUGCUAUGUGUAGUCGAUGGGGACUUCCAGUUCCAUGAUUCAAAGCAGUGCCAUUUAUCAACACUUGAAUGUGAACGAAUUUUUAAAUUCGAUAACACCUGAAGUACAUGAUAGGACCACCUGGACAUAAUUUCUUAGCCCACGUAUUUACGAGAAUUAGUUUAGAGGAAGGAGAGAAAUACUGAUUAUUUAUUUUAGGAUGACUGAACGUGGGACUGGCGAUAUUAGUGAAUGGUUCCAGAUCAUGGACCAUCGCAGCAACAUGGAGCAACGUAUCCUAAGCCAUCCUUCUCAAACCUGAUAUUGGGACGAUCUCCGAUCGAGGUGCAAUUGUUGAUCAUAAAUAAAUAAGAACACUUAUGUGAAGAGCGCUUCGAAUA